Molecule: messenger RNA, 5802 nt
Organism: Penicillium cataractarum
Lineage: Eukaryota; Fungi; Ascomycota; Eurotiomycetes; Eurotiales; Aspergillaceae
Product: putative Rho guanyl nucleotide exchange factor
Exons: 2
Coding region: 1-5802 (1933 amino acids)
Biological process (GO): intracellular signal transduction
Molecular function (GO): guanyl-nucleotide exchange factor activity
Source: RefSeq, a predicted model, not a curated record
AUGUCCGGCAGCGGUGUCGAACAGCCGUCUGGUGUUCGGAAUCACGACCCGCCUCCGUUUGGGCGUCAAUCCUCAGCGCCCACCUUCAGCCAAUCCGCUCGCCGCAGCUCCUCCACCACCUUUGAGCCCUCCCCGGUCGUUCCCUCCGUCUCGAAUCCCACGUAUACCUCCCUUCGAUCAGGCCUCGACCCCGCUCACCCUUUGGACCCCGGUGUACAAUCACAUCAGGACCUUGGGGGGCGUGACUCUCCCAAUCCGGACGACUUCUACCGAAGUGAAGGUGUGCCCGCGACAACCGAUGGCCAGGCCGGAAUCGACAAUGUGACAACUGGAAGGAUGGCAGCUGGCUAUAGCGACCUGACCGACAGGGUGUCCCCGUUGCCAGCAGACAAUUUAGACUAUUCGCGCGCUAGACGGCCAGCGUAUCGAUCGACCUCUGAUUCGCCUGCUUUGAGAGGUCCGUCAGUAUCGGUAUCUUCCACUUCUUCAAGAGCCCGCCAACCUUCUUUCAAAGACCUGGUCAACAAAUUCAACAAAACCUCUGACGAGAUUCUUCCUUUACCUACCCUCUCUCGAUCUACCUCCCGAGCUGCAAGUCCCUCUGGUAGCUUUGACAGCGACCACCCCUCACGAACCUUGCCGCAACGGCGUCAUCUGCGCGGCGAAUCUCCACCGCCAGUCUUCGCCACGAGCAACCCUAGGCUGCAGGUUGAUCCUACACCUUCGUCACCGGAGCUUGAGCGCCCCGGACCAGAUCCGUUAAAUACGGAAACCGUGAUCCCUCCUCCGCUCUUCCAGCGCAUCCCGAUAUCGCAUCCUCGACGGCCACUGUUUGGGGAGUUGUUAUCGGUGAAUACUCAGCUGAACAACUUGGGAUUUGGUAUCCCUUCGCAUAUUAAACGCCGAGGCUCUGAAGGGAGCCUGCCCAGUCCGAAUCCAGCCUUCCUCGACCAAUCGCAGCCUUCAUCAGCUCGGUCGCCAUUAACCCCAACCGCGUGGUAUCUAGGCCAGACAAGCUCUCUCGAAGCAGUGGGAUCAUCGAACAGUAAUAGCAGCUAUCAUCGCAGAGCUCGAAGCGAUUUAGCUGGUAAUCCCUCGAGGGAGCCCCUUGCUGAUCCGUGGACUCCCGAUAUGGCGGUUUCAGUGCCCUUGCGGCAAACAAAGCCGGGUGAUGGGUCUCCCGGCAGCCCGAAUUCCAGAUCCCGCAUUCCUGUCUCAUCACACCGUCCACCAACUGCUUCCGGCCCAGAGAGCCAGUCACCGACCUCGAAUUCCACCUUCAGCAGUCGGUCGUCCGCCAUUCCUCUGGCUCCGAAGGGCAGCAGCCGCCUUCCCAAACCGUCUGGAAAGGACAGCCCGCCCCGCAUGGCGGAAACCGGCCCCGCUUCGUUUGCGAUGACGGCGCGUGGCAGACGUGAUAUGACGAUCGGCCGAAGCCGUACCCAAGUUCCCGAGCGAAGCCAGCUUCUCCAAGCAUACAUUGCUGCACCACCUCCGAAGAAAUCACCGCCAUUGCGCAGCUCACGACCUCGUCAGCCCGUCUCACACGGUGGACCAAUCUCUCCGCGGUCUCGAAUUGGCGAUAGGAUAUCCACACUCCAACAAAGAUCCGAUCGAGAUAUCGAGCCACCACGCAGCCCUCGCACACGACCCCGGCGAUUGCCCGAACUGGGUAAUGUCGAUUUCGAAACUCGCCGACAGCGAAUUCAACAAGCUUUCAAUCGCACAGUCCAGGAGAAUGAGCGAAAGGAGGAAGCCGCUGCCGAACUUCGACGCCGUGCUCGAGAACAAGAAAAAGCAGCUCACGGAGACGCCGACACUCCAACGGACGAGCAGGCGACAACCCCCAGUGCUGCCACGGCUAAUAAUAACAAUCUGCCUUCCGAAGAGAUGGCUACGAUAACUCAGUGUGUCAGUGUUACUACGGACGGGGACAAGCAACAACGCACCGUUCCUCAACUCCACCUGAAUACAGCGAUAGAAAUUACGGAAAGCCCUGCACCGCACACGACAAUGGACUCCCCGACUUUGGGGAAUCCUGAGGGGAUUCAUCGCGAGCCACGUGAUACGGCGCCUGAUCAGAAUCACGCCGACGACAUCGAGCCCAAAUCAGCCGUCACGACAGGCUCGAGUGAUACCCACGUUACCCAGUUUGAUCCCGAGCCCCAGUCUGGUUUACUUGAGAGGAAACCCAGUUUGUCUCAUCGGACUCUGUUGAACCACAUAAUGCAGAUCCGCGAAUCAAGCUCGAGCAGCGAUUCCUGUGACGAGCCCGACUGCAGUCUUUCAGAGAAUGACGACAAGGCAUCGAUCAAGAUCAUGCUCCGCGAGUCCCCGUACUUGCGCUCUGGCAGUAGCACGGAUACCGAAGAACCCCGAUCUGCCCCUUUGCCGCAAGCCCAGACUGGUGAUAACCCUCAGAACCGGUGGAGUUUGAGUUCAUGGGAUUCGUCCGUCCACCACAACCAGACAUCCACUUGUGAUGAACAUUGCGAGGAAAGUGGCGAUGAUGCAGCUUUGCAGGAUGACCAGGCGACGGAGCCGGCAACACAAUCUUGUUCUGCGGCCUCGACAAGCCCACCCUCGUUCGAUGAGAAUGACACUACAUCUCCUAUCCAAACAGACAUCGGCUUGAUGGGACCGGACACCGUGGAGUCCAUGCAGCAGCAACAAUCUGGCCAUCCCUUCUCCACUCCUCCCAGUCUAGCUAAGCAAGGCCGCUGGGACUCUCGCCGUGUUACUCAACUCUAUCUAGAGGAAUUGACUCGAGGAAGGGCCAACAACAGCGGCAGCAACCCUGGCAAUAACAUGAGCAAUCCCCCUCUUUCGGCAGUCCGCACAGCUCAUUUUGCUCCACCCCGAGCCCAUGAUCAGAGGGAUAGCCUGACAGAUGAUCCAGUCCUCGUCCCUCGGUUCCAGGAAAUUCCAGUGGCAGACAUCAUACCAGGAUUUCAAGAGUUACCAAGACCGGAGCAGCAAAGAUCGGAUCAUUUCUCUCCUUCUGCAACUUUGGCUGGACCAAGUGAUUGGGAACAUGCAUCUCCAUCUAUCAUGGACUGGAUGCAGAUUGCUGCUGAAGACGAGGCUAUCACUCCCGGAAGCGAAAAGGACGAUGUAGCUCCCGAUGGUCUACCCACUCCACGCCUGCAAAGAGCCGCAGUUGAGCUAGAGGCCUCGAGGAGUUACGAUUCCGGUCUCGGGCUAUCUAUCAAUAUCCAGCCGCCAGAUCGUGAGCCUGCGGAACUCCCUGCUGACACGUCCCGCUCCGGCAAUGACUUGCACACAAAGCCCCAGGUCCUUCCCGAUGUGCCACAACUGCGCGCUACACACAGCACCGAAAGCAGUGAAGAUUCAUCAUUCCAACACGUAGACUCCGCUCAGUCACCUCAGGCCGCGGACUCGUCUGCGACGUCUCUGGCUCCAUCUGCUGAACAAUCUAUGCGUGCCGAGCCGCGCAAGUCCCCUUCACCCGAGCAGCGACGUCUGAAGAAACGGCGUCAUGUCAUCAAGGAGCUUGUUGAUACCGAAUAUACAUUUGGUAAAGAUAUGAAGGUGGUCGAUGAUAUCUACAAAGGCACUUCUUCGUCUUGUCUGGAUCUCUCCGCAGAAGAUGUCAAGAUUCUGUUUGCCAACUCGGACCAGGUUGCGCAGUUUUCAUUCAACUUCCAGGACACGCUGAAGAGAGCCGCUCGCAGUGUCUACAUUAUGCCCAAGUCUCAGCGCUGGAGCAGCAAGCGCAGUGCACGUCACAAUCGUUCUGCCGAUGCUGCCGAGGACCAGAAUGGUGCCGACGGCGGCACAUCUGAUCUCGAAAAGGACCGUGCCACUGCCAUUGGCGAGGCCUUCAUCCUUCACAUUGCCCAAAUGGAGAAGGUGUAUACUGAGUAUUUGAAGAACCAUGAAGCUGCCAACAAAAAGCUUCAAAUUCUCCAGCGCAACCAGAAAGUGUCCAUCUGGCUGAAUGAGUGUCGCGAAUGGGCGUCAGAUCUUACUAGUGCGUGGGAUCUUGACUCCCUCCUCGUCAAACCUGUACAACGAAUUUUGAAGUACCCGCUCCUCCUGUCCGAGCUUCUGGAAUCAACCCCCAGCGACCACCCGGAUCGUAUUCAUCUCCAGAAUGCUCUGCAAGAAGUCACUGAUAUCUCUGUCCGAAUCAACGAGAUGAAGAAGCGCGCAGAUUUGGUUGGCCAAGUCGUUGGUCGCAAGCGCAACCAGUCCGACGUACGAGCAGGUUUGUCCAAGGCAUUUGGUCGCCGCACGGAGAAAUUGCGCCAACAGGUCGGUCUUUCGGAAAUGUUCCAGGACAAAGAAUAUGAUUAUCUGUUCCAAAAGUUCGGUGAACACUUUGCCGAGCUGCAUGUGAUCAAGAAUGAUGUGGUGAUAUAUAAGGAGAACACCAACCAAGCAAUGAGGCAGCUUGGUGCAUAUAUCGGGGCCAUUGAAAAGGUCAUCGAUGUGGUUCCUUCCAGCUAUCCCGAGUUGGAGAGUAAGUGGCGACGCUUCAAUAUGUCGUUCCAGGAGAUCAUUAAUGUCGCGCUUCCUGAACAUCUUGAUUUGAUCACUAAGCGCGUCCACGAUCCGUUCGAGUCUAUCAUCCGACUCUACCAAGGACCUGAGCGAGUCAUGAGGAAACGCAACAAGCGUCUUCCAGAUUAUGCUCGCUUCAAGGCUGCCAAGGACCGCGGUGACAAGCCUGACAAGAAAACCACCGAACAAGGUGAGCAGUUCAUCGCUCUGAAUGAGACUUUGAAGGAUGAAUUGCCCAAACUCUUUGCUUUGACGGGUAAACUUACCGAAGCUGUGAUGGCAAACCUGCUCCAACUCCAAACAGAGUGGUGGAGCAUGUUCCAGACGAGAAUGGAAGCUCAUGUCGACGCCUUCCCUGAGGACUUUAGCAAGAUGAUCAACGACUGGAGCAGCGACUACAGCUUUGCCGAAGCCCAGGUUCUUUCACUCGGUGUCUGCAAUGGUUCUUUGCUGGCCGACACCAUCAACUUGAUGAACUUCAAUACCCCUUCCAACGUCAAUUCCCCCCGUCGUCCUUCCACCGUGAACAGCUCUUCCCACCGACCUGGCUCAAUGGGCGAGGACUCACCAAAGGUCUCCACCGACUUUAGCGUCGCUCAGCUCUUCCAGUCUCCCAAUAUGAGCCAGUCCGGCACAAGUCGUCACCGAGCAGACUCUUCCUUCUCCGGGCGUGCGCCUUACUCAGAUACUCCAGACCUGGGGCGAAGCCAACUCUUGCAGCAAGUGACCAACACUUCUGGUUCUUCGUCAGAGAUGCGGUCCGGCACUGAGCCCUUCCCCAGUCUGCCAAGUCUGAGUUUGGACACGCCUUUCCUCGCCGAUGUGAUCAGUGCAUCAAACAGUGAGAACAACCCGCCAACUUCUCCCACUGAUCGAUACUCCGGCUUCUUCUCUUCCGCCAUGCCAAUGUCGGACACUCCCAACGAGGUCGAAGUCCACCGGGGUCCCAAGAUUCUUCCCGAGGGAGCCAAAGUCCUCUUCGUCGCCGCCAGCCUAUACAAGUUUGACAUUGACCGUCCCCGGAGCGAGGCAGGUUUCCCAUACCUGACCUACGAGUCCGGGGCGGUCUUUGAUGUCUACGGCGAGAAGGGUGAACUUUGGCUCGCCUGCAACCAGGACGAGAAUUCGGAGGACCUGAAUGUCUCGCCCGAAGAACUUGCGGCGAUGGACCCCGGUGCUCGAUCGAUCACGUUGGCAGAAAUCCAACGGCGGAAGACGGAGAAGGAGAAGACUCUCGGGUGGAUAUGGAACAAGCAUUUCGUGAAGCUGGCGUGA